AUGGAAUAUGUGAUAAUCCUUGCAGCAGGAUCAACAAUAACCAAUUUAAGGAAACAGCCUAAGGGCCAGUCAGGCUGUGGGGCCCCCACCAUCCACCUGGUAAUGAGCGGCAAGGCCAGAUCAUCAAUGGACAGAAACAGGUUCCUAACCUGUGGGGGCUCCCUGAUGAACCAGAACUGGGUGAUCACCGCCGCCCACUGCAAUGUCACAACAUCGGAUCUGGCUGUGACUGAGCUGGUUGACCGGCAACAAGAUAUGAAGAAUGUCCAGGUUCUGAAAAUUGCACAGGUUUUCAACCACCCUGACUAUAACCAGAAAUACCUCCGCAAUGACAUCGCCCUGGUGAAGCUGGCCAUGCCUGCCCACUUCUCUAAGAAUGUGUCCCCUGUGUGCCUGCCCAAAGCUGAGAAUGACUUCCCCGCCGGGACCCCGUGUCUCACCUCUGGCUGGGGGGAAAGCAUAGCCAACAGCAACAAGACAGCCGACAGGAUGCAACAGGCCUACCUGCCCCUCCUGUCCAACACUGAGUGCAGGGAGUACUGGCGCCGAGUAAUCAGUGAUAACAUUGUCUGUGCUGGGGGCAACAAUGUCACAGUCUCCAUGGGAGACUCUGGUGGGCCCCUGGUCUGCAAGAAAAACGGAGCCUGGACCCUGGUGGGUGUCGUGUCCUCUGCCAGAACCUCAGGCUCAACGUAUAAACCUGUCUUGUGUGUUCGUGUCACUAGUUACCUGACUUGGAUUCAGGAGACCGUGGCCAAAAAUUGA
This is a messenger RNA of Talpa occidentalis (Iberian mole), 765 nucleotides long. RefSeq names its product chymotrypsinogen B-like. Gene Ontology annotation, biological process: proteolysis. The record is from RefSeq and is a predicted model, not a curated record. The coding region runs from base 1 to 765 and encodes 254 amino acids. Lineage: Eukaryota; Metazoa; Chordata; Mammalia; Eulipotyphla; Talpidae. The transcript has 7 exons. Gene Ontology annotation, molecular function: serine-type endopeptidase activity.